Messenger RNA from Brassica oleracea var. oleracea, 381 nucleotides. RefSeq names its product putative glutaredoxin-C12. The coding region runs from base 1 to 312 and encodes 103 amino acids. NCBI's taxonomy places the organism in Eukaryota, Viridiplantae, Streptophyta, Magnoliopsida, Brassicales, Brassicaceae. The transcript has a single exon. The record is from RefSeq and is a predicted model, not a curated record.
AUGGAACGAGUAAGGGAUCUGGCAUCGAAGAAAGCGGCAGUGAUUUUCACGAAGAGCUCGUGUUGCAUGUGUCAUAGCAUCAAGACUCUCUUCUACGAGCUAGGGGCAAGUCCUGCGGUCCAUGAACUCGACAAGGACCCACAAGGCCGAGACAUGGAACAAGCCCUCUUUGGGGCCUUCGGCUCUACUCAGGCUGUCCCGGCGGUUUUCAUAGGUGGGAGGUACGUCGGCUCAGCUAAAGACAUCAUCUCCUUCCACGUGAAUGGCUCGCUCAAGCAAAUGCUAAAGGACUCCAAAGCAAUUUGGUUGUGAUUAAUUACUGUUAAUUCGCUUACAUAUCGUGAUCAAUGAUAUAUUUAUAUAAGUUUAAACUUUAAACUA